Molecule: messenger RNA, 4484 nt
Organism: Oryzias latipes (Japanese medaka)
Lineage: Eukaryota; Metazoa; Chordata; Actinopteri; Beloniformes; Adrianichthyidae
Gene: pde6b
Product: phosphodiesterase 6B, cGMP-specific, rod, beta
Biological process (GO): signal transduction
Molecular function (GO): protein binding; 3',5'-cyclic-nucleotide phosphodiesterase activity
Source: RefSeq, a predicted model, not a curated record
AACCUUCAGCACUAUCUGCUGAUGACAGAGGGAUUGUUUGGAUUCAGCCCUCUGCCUUCUCAGGGUUCUCCCUCUUGCAGUCGACUCAUCCUACUAACAGGGGGAUUAUUUUUUGAAGUAAUUUAACCAGAAUUUGAAUGUGUCCAUCUAUAAUUCCCCCCUUUUGUGAUAUCUGGUUGGACGUAUUGGAACUUUGGGCCCAGGAGGAGCAACAUCACUGAGCUACAGAGGGAGAAGACACUUACAACGAGGAGAAAAGAAGGAAAGCAGAAAUCAUGGGUGUGGGAAAGGAAGAUGUGGAAAAAUUUCUUCUGGAGAACCCUGCAUUUGCAAAAACCUAUUUUGCCAAGAAACUGAGCCCUUCGUCCAUAUCCAAGGUGUCAGGACUCCCAGAGAAACAAAUUGACUUCAGCCAGUUUCAGGAGCUCAGUCAGAUUGAGGAAAGCCGACUGAUGUAUGACGUGAUCAAAGACAUGCAGGAAAAUGUCAACAUGGAAAAAGUAGUCUUCAAGAUCCUGAAGAGAAUCAGCUCUCUGAUCCAUGCAGACCGCUGCAGCCUUUUCAUGUACAGGCAGCGCAAUGGCAUUGGAGAGCUGGCCACCAGGCUCUUCAACGUCAGCAUGGAUUCUGUGCUGGAGGACUGUGUGGUGCAGCCAGACUCUGAGAUCGUCUACCCACUGGACUUGGGAAUUGUUGGCAAUGUGGCGCUGACAAAGAAGAACGUCAAUGUGAAAAAUGUCAAAGAGAGCCAGCACUUCAGCUCAUUUGUAGAUGAACUCACAGACUACGAGACCAGGAACGUUCUUGCUGCGCCCAUCCUCAACGGCAAAGACAUGGUGGCAGUGAUCAUGGCUCUGAACAAGACCACGGGACCGCAUUUCACUGCUGAGGAUGAGGACCUCUUUUUGAAGUACCUGAAAAUUGCUUCGUUGAACCUAAAGAUCUUCCACCUGAGUUACCUUCACAACUGUGAGACGCGUAAAGGCCAGCUUCUGCUGUGGUCUGCCAACAAAGUGUUUGAGGAGCUGACUGACAUCGAGCGACAGUUUCACAAAGCCUUGUACACGGUCCGAGCCUACCUCAACUGCGACCGCUACUCUGUUGGCUUGUUAGACAUGACAAAGGAAAAGGAAUUCUUUGACAUCUGGCCUGUGUUGAUGGGGGAGCAAGCACCAUACGCUGGCCCUGUGACUCCGGAUGGAAGGGAAGUAAUAUUCUACAAGGUGAUUGAUUAUAUCUUGCAUGGAAAAGAAGACAUCAAAGUCAUACCCAAUCCAACUCCAGACCACUGGGCCUUGCAAAGUGGCCUUCCCACCUAUGUGGCAGAGAGUGGUUUUAUCUGUAAUAUCAUGAACGCUGGAGCUGACGAGACUUUUAAAUUUCAAACUGAGGCGCUGGACGACAGUGGCUGGACCAUUAAAAAUGUCCUCUCGCUUCCAAUUGUCAACAAGAAGGAAGAGAUUGUUGGCGUGGCAACGUUUUACAACAGAAAAGAUGGAAAGCCUUUUGACGAUCAUGAUGAGCAGCUUAUGGAGGCUUUGACUCAGUUCCUGGGCUGGUCAGCUCUGAACACGGACACUUAUGACAAGAUGAAUAAACUGGAGAACCGGAAAGACAUCGCUCAGGACAUGGUGCUCUACCACGUCAAAUGCCGUAAUGAUGAGAUCCAGAAUGUCCUGAACACCAGAGAAGUCUACGGCUGUGAACCUGCUGAGUGUGAAGAAGAGGAUCUUUUAGAUAUUCUGAAAAAAGAGCUUCCUCCUCUGAUCAAGAAGUUUGAAAUCUAUGAGUUUCGGUUUUCGGAUUUUAACUGCACAGAACUGGAUCUGGUGAAGUGCGGGAUCCAGAUGUACUAUGAAGUGGGGGUGGUGAAAAAGUUCCAGAUCCCUCAAGAGGUGCUGGUUCGCUUCAUGUACUCAGUCAGUAAGGGAUACAGAAAAAUCACCUACCACAACUGGCGACACGGCUUCAACGUGGGACAGACCAUGUUUACUCUACUGACGACGGGGGCCCUAAAGCGAUAUUAUACUGACCUGGAGGUGAUGGCCAUGAUUACUGCAGGAUUCCUGCAUGAUAUUGACCACAGAGGGACAAACAACUUAUAUCAGGUCAAAUCUGGCAACCCUCUGGCCAAGCUGCAUGGCUCCUCCAUCCUAGAGCGACACCACCUAGAGUUUGGAAAGUUCCUUCUAUCGGACGAGUCUUUAAAUAUCUACCAAAACCUGAACAGGCGACAAGUCGAUCAUGUGAUUCAUCUCACAGACAUAGCUAUCAUUGCCACCGACCUGGCUCUUUAUUUCAAGAAGAGAACCAUGUUCCAAAAGAUUGUGGACCUUUCAAAAACAUAUGAGGAAGAGAAGAAGUGGGUGGACUUUAUGUCUCUGGAAACGACACGAAAAGAGAUUGUCAUGGCAAUGAUGAUGACUGCAUGUGACUUGUCAGCCAUCACAAAGCCCUGGGAAGUACAAAGCAAGGUUGCUUUAUCUGUGGCGGCAGAGUUUUGGGAGCAGGGUGACUUGGAGAGGACAGUGCUGGAACAACAACCCAUUCCCAUGAUGGACAGGAACAAAGCAGCAGAGCUUCCAAAACUCCAGUGUGGUUUCAUCGACUUUGUCUGUACAUUUGUCUACAAGGAGUUUUCUCGCUUUCAUCCACAAAUCCAGCCGAUGCUUGACGGCAUCCUCAACAACAGGAAGGAGUGGAACGCCAGAAAAGAAGAGUAUGAGGCGAAACUCAAAGCUAUAGAAGAGGAGAUGGCUGCAAAGGAGGCAGCUAAAGCAGCCAAAGCUGCUCAAAACAAUUCCAGUGGUGGAGGUUCCAAGACAUGCUCCGUGUGCUAAAUAAAGCCCAAAGAAACCUGGGCAUGCUAUGUGAUUGGAAGCAAACCUUCACAAUAAUAUAAACCGAAAAUUACCCGGACAACGUCAACCAACACACCAAGUCAAUGCCCAGAGAUACAAGUGAUCAUGUUGGAAAGACGGAUCUGGGACAUCAGAGCCAUGUGGUUCAGGUCAGAAAAGAUAAAACCCAGAGAAAGUGAGAUCAUAUCAUAGUUUAUACGUUUCAGUUUUAUGUAAAAAAAAAAAAAGACAGAUGAACUGAGAUUAUAUACUGCAUUUGGACCAACAAAGGAAAUCCCACAUGCUGGUUUGACAACACUGAAGAACAGAAGAAGGUGAGAAAACCACAGGAUCACAAAAGAGGCACAUUUGUCUUUCCCUGGAUCGAAGUUUACAUGAACAAAUAUUUAAAUAUAUAUUUUCCUUUUGGAGACUAAAGUUUAUUAAACUGGAUGUAUGUAUUCUCUGACUGUAAAAAGAAAGUACACAAUCAUUUCUGUUGAAUUCUCCUGGUUCAUUUUCUGCUUUGUAAAGCUUGUAAUUAAAUUCCAUCGAUAGGUCAAAACUGUAAAUAUUUAACGUAGCCAAAGAUCCUCUUGUACAGUUUGUGCCAGGAGUGACUGCUUAGUUACUUUAUUUUUGUCUAUAUGAAAUGUUUGUGGAGUUCUGCUUCGCCACAAACAUUACAUUCAUGGGAAAAUUCUAUUAGAACCCACAGAAAAAACAUGUAGUCGUGUUAUGUAAGAUGAACUUUCUCUCGCUAAAGGUUUACUUUUUCCAGUAACUCACCAUUUUUCCGUUGAGUUUGUUUACCUUGACAGCAAAGCGGUUAGCUUAUGAACAUACCAGUGACGUCUUAUUUGAAGUGUUUAUACAAUGUCAUAGAUUUUUAAUACCAGAAAGUCUGUAGAUGCUAACUGGUGACGCCUUUAUUCUAUUUAUACUGUUUGUCAGAGUAAGAAGCGGACACACAGAGCGUUUUCUGACACGUCUGCAGGUAUAAGAUCCAGGAAACCAGGCACUUUCUGGUUCAGCUUUGGACAUAGGUCAACUUUAUUCAAUCACCCUGAUUUUUGAACUGAGGGACAGACUUGAACGUACGUUUUCCAAUUGGGACCAAAAAUGACAUUAUUUUGAUCCCAGGGGUCAACUUAAAAAAACCCAUGAAAUUAUGUUCUACAAAAGAAAUUUAAUGUGAGAGGAUACUUUUUAAAGAACAGUCUAGUUCUACAUUCAGAGGAUCAAGUCAGAGACUUGAACCCAAGACUGUGCUUCUGCGUGGCGGCAGCUCAUACCACAGAUAGGAAGAAAAAAAACAAAAACAAACAAACCCUGAGGUGUUGAGCUGUUUGAGACAGCAGAGAGGAGAACUUUGUACAUACUUCCUCACUUCCUGUACAUAUCAAACAUUUUUCAAGUUGGAUUAGAGAUGCUUAUUUUUCAUGUAGUGGUGUAUCUGCACUUAAUGAGCUUGCCUUAGUGUACAGAUUGAAAAAAAAUAUACCACUAAUGGAAAUAAUGAGGAGAAACAAGUUUAAUAUUUGGAAUUAACUUGAAUGCACUGUGGACAAAAUCGGGUUUAGACUUCAGUGCUUGAAGCUUACGUGUACACACUGAUUCAAAUAAAGCAAGUGUUAUUUUUAA